Dendrobium catenatum is the source of this 857-nucleotide messenger RNA. RefSeq lists its product as uncharacterized. Bases 93 to 680 code for a protein of 195 amino acids. The record is from RefSeq and is a predicted model, not a curated record. Lineage: Eukaryota; Viridiplantae; Streptophyta; Magnoliopsida; Asparagales; Orchidaceae. The transcript has a single exon.
CGCACGUCUGCGACGCCCCACUCGAACCCCGCAGAGAGAGAGAGAUAGAGAGAGUUCAAUCCGACGGCAGACAAGCAAGGGGAUCUGAAGCCAUGGAAGAUGCAUAUCUCUACGACGAGGAGCGGCUGUGGAAAUGUCAGAAGCACCCGCUCAAGAAUCGCCAUGGCGUUUGCCCCAACUGCCUUCGCGAUCGCCUCCUCCUUCUCUGUCCGGACUGCGCCCAUCUACGUCCUUGCGCUUGCCUUCCGUCGUCUUCUUCCUCCUUCUCCUCCAUCUCCUCACUCGACCCCCCGAGAUCCAGCUUCGGCGGCGUUGGUCGUAUCGGAAGCCUAAUCGACGGCGAACCAGCCUUCCGGCGAUCCAGAUCUGCAGCAUUUACUUUUAUCCGACCGAGAUCGGAAGUCGCCGAUGAGGAGGUUCGUAUCAGAGUACGGCGUUGGGCUGCGUUUUGGCCUUUCUCUAAGGGUGCGAUUCGGAGGGUUGAUGAGGUAAUGGCGCCGGAAAAGUUUGUAAGAUCGAGCUCGGUGGCUGUGACGAGUUGUCAGGAUUUCCGUGGCGGUGAGAGAGGAGAAGGAAGGAAUAAGGGAUGGAAUUGGCUCUUUCCAAGCCCAACUAAGGUUUUCCGGCACAGGAAGUCUGCUAAGGUAGUUCAGGAGCGAUCCCCUUUCUACAGGGCAUGAUCGGUUGGAAUUUAGUAAGUAAAAACCAAGAAGAAAAUAAAUUUUUAUGAAGAUAGUUUUUCAAGUACUUUUUUUCUCAAGGUUUAGACUGCUCAGAGGAGCUUACUUUUUUUUUUCUUUAUUUUGUACAGAAACUAAUGUUUAUUCGUGUUAUGAAUUAAAAAUUUAGUUUUGUUA